UCUAGCUUCGCUCUUCCUGUGUUACCGCCCUUGGGCUGAGUGAGAGAAAUCAAGCAGUGAAGACAUCGCAUUCAUUGGGAGGACUGGCGAUAUUUGGUGACUCCUUAGUUAGGUCCCGUUAGCCUCAGGUAGCCUCUCCCUGGUCUGGAGCAGUGUGCGGAAGAAACAGUGUGGCUGUGGUCUGCUGUCCAGUGUUGCUUAGCGAGCUAUAGCCGGCACCAUGGCGUUGUCGUACAAGAAGGACCUGGACAAGUACAAGGAUCUCGACGAAGAUGAAAUCCUCAACAAGCUGUCGGCGGAGGAACUCAAACAGCUGGAGACGGCCCUCGAGGAGAUGGACCCUGAGAACGCUCUCCUCCCAGCGGGUUUACGUCAAAAGGAUCAGACAACUAAGCAAGCAACAGGAUCAUUCAACAGGGAAAGCCUCCUCAAAUAUCUGGAGAAGGAAGCCAUGGAGCACAAGGACAGAGAGGAUGUAGUGCCCUUCACUGGAGAGAAAAAAGGUAAAGUAUUUGUUCCCAAGCAGAAACCAAUAGAAACACGCCAGGACGAAGUCACAACUCUCGAUCCAGAGUUGGAGGAAGCCCUAUCCAGCGCCACAGAUACAGAACUGUGUGAUCUAGCAGCGAUCCUGGGUGUUCACACACUGGUCACCAGCACUCAGACAUAUGAUGGAAGUGGAAGUAAAGAGGGUUACAACAAUGUGAUCAAAGGGGAGAAGAUGAACCCAGUGUUUGAUGAGCCUCCAAAUCCCACCAACGUAGAAGAAACUCUGCAGAGGAUAAAAAGCAACGACAGCUCCUUAACAGAGGUCAACCUCAACAACAUUAAGAACAUUCCAAUUCCCACACUGAAGGACAUCGCCAAAGCCAUGGAGAACAACACACACGUCAAGAAGUUCAGCAUGGCGGCAACACGGAGUAACGACCCAGUCGCUGUGGCGUUCAGUGACAUGCUGCGGGCCAACAAGACGUUGCGAAGUUUGAACUUGGAGUCCAACUUCAUCACCGGGGCGGGGGUUCAGGCUGUGGUCGACGCGUUGAGAGACAACGACACACUCACAGAGAUCAAGAUAGACAACCAGAGGCAGCAGCUGGGCACCACCAUAGAGAUGGAGAUAGCCAAAAUGUUGGAAGAGAACAACAGCAUAGUGAAGUUUGGCUACCACUUCACCCAGCAGGGACCUCGCUCCAGAGCUGCUGCAGCUAUCACCAAGAACAACGACCUGGUCCGCAAGAGGCGAGUGGAAGGCGACCUGUAGGGCCGGAGCCCGCCACGUCUCCCAGCCAAUCCUGUUGUUUCAUCUCAACGUGUGGAAUAAUUUCAGCCAAUGCCCUGGUCUCAUCUCACUGUGUGGAAACUUUAGUCUUGUGCCAAACUAUGGGGCAAGGCGCGCUCAACCAGAACAUACAUCUGAGAAGAAGGGAAAUAACUGGAAUAGCCCUCUCCCAUACACAUGUCCAUACGUAUGUUUAUUAUUAUUAUGUUGUUGUUUAUUGAAGGUGUAAAUCUGAUUAGUUUUUAGUCAUUUCAUUUCAGCUGCUCCUUUUUUUUCUUUUUUUGAGCCUUCAUUUGAUCUGUCCAGACUUUUUACUUGCUCUUUUUCCUUUUGUACUUUGCUAUAAUCCUUUGACGUAAACACGAACAUUACCAAGUAACAGAAAACAACAAUAACAGCUUUGUGAAAAAGAAUAAUUAACAUGGAUAAACACCUGUACCCUCAACCGUGAUAGUGUGCUGUUUAGGCUUAAGCCUCCAGUGGAGUUCUGGUAUUGACCUAGCAGAACAUGUCAUUUGGAAAAAGGGGAAGCCAUACAGCCACAUCUACUAGCCAGUAAAACAUGUCUGACCAUAAGAUAACACAAGUAAACAAAAGGUAACAUCAGUCACUGUUUAAUAACCUGCUCGCUAACUCUUUUUUCUAAUGUUGCUGAUCAGGGGCCUCAUUACAGAAAGAACCCUAAGGGCUGGAAAUUGAAAGCUAACAGGCUAACAUCAGUGUUAGCUUCUCUUAUGGGGGAACAUCAGUCUUAGCCUCUCCAACAGGCCCCAGUCAACAUUAAUUUCUCCAGCAGGCAAAAAAUAAGAUUUUGUUUGCUUGUCCAACACGAUCGUCAACAUCAGAGCUACAACGGGCUAAACCUCAGUCUUAGCUUCACUAGAAGGCGAAACAUAAUUGACGGCCGUCUUUUACAUUAAAUUUAGGACUCGGUCUGUGCCAUCCAAACUGAUUAUUCACUUCAGACGGUUCUGUCCUUAAUCCUUGAUGUUAAUGUCAAUAAGAUUUUCAGACUUAAGAAGUUUUUUAUAACGAGGCCCCUGAUUGCUGUUGUACAUUCCAUCUGCAUGUUGGUUUGCAGGUGUUGUUUAUUGGAGUUGCCUUGUAAAAGCCAGGCUGACUGUCUGCCUGGUGUGUCUAACGGUUAAAUAUGUGCUGAUCUCAUGCCGUAGUCAGCGCAAGAACAGACUCUGACUCACGCCCUUAUUUGAAUUUAUUGCUGUAAGUAUCAAUGCACAAUGUUUUAUAUUACUUACUUACUGUUUAAAUAUCUUUUUUUCAUACGGUUCAAAUUCAGAUUUUGGUUAUUCUGAUUACUUAUAUCCGGUUUCAAGUAAAAGCGGGAUUGUUGCUGUGAAAGGAACAGGAUAUUAACCCCAGUGUGGACUGAAGAGGCUGUGAUCUGCUCUCAUAAGGGAUUUUCUCUGAUUCUUAACCAUGCCAAAGACUAACAAAUGCAGACCUUAAAGCAUCAAUAUUGAACUUUGUGGUUUUUGAUUCUGGUUUAAGCCUCCUCAACACAGAUCUGGUUAAGGACGAUAGUGAUAUAGACAUUUUUUACAUCAUGACGUUAAAUUUUGCUUCAUCAUUGUAGGCCAUUUAUAGCACCAAGUCCUUCUCUAAGAUGUGAGGAAGAGUUGGCAAACAGCUUGUGUGAAUCUUCUCGGGUUGCGAAUACUUGUGAAAUGUUUCUAUGAACGAGAGCUCCCAGAUAGAAAGUCAUUUACAGAUUGUUGAUUUUACUUUCCUUCACUCCCUCACACCAACACUUUCACUAGGCUUUCAGCUGUAGCAGGUCAUUCAUUAUGUAACAGGUGACAACAUGCUGUGUGCCUCAAAGUGAACUUCCAUGGGUACACUAACCUGCGCAACAAACAUGUAAAAGGACUUAUUUCAGGAGUUACUUGAAACUUGUAAAUACUGUUUAUGUGUAAUAGGAACAAUAUACUGGCAUGAAGUCUUCGCUUGUGAGCAUCAUGUUUCUGUCGACCAAAAAUGCUCCUUCAUCGUAACAGCCUCACAUUCCUCGGACAAGAGCUGUACGGCUGAGUUCAGUACUUUGGGGUUUUUAUAUCUGUGUACUUCUGCCAUCUGCGAGUAUUCCUCUCUGAACCUUUUUGUUUUUACAUUCCUGUGAUGGUCAGCUAAAGUGGAAAACUGCUUCUUUGCUCGGGCUUGUUAUUGAGAAUAUUCUGUGACUCAUAAUACUGUAUGUAUAUUAACUGUAAAAUGCCAUCUCAAGUGCACACAGAACACACACUUUUACUUGUGCACCACAUAAAUCUGCACAAGUCGUCGCUGAGAUGUUUUUUUGUACCUUAAAUCUGAACCCAGGUAUAUACUCGACAUAAGGAAUAUGUAAAAUCACAAUAAACUGGUAAAAUGCACUGCUGAAUAUAAAACAUCCUCAACAAUAAAUGUUUUUACAUACUCUUUG
Molecule: messenger RNA, 3716 nt
Organism: Acanthopagrus latus (yellowfin seabream)
Lineage: Eukaryota; Metazoa; Chordata; Actinopteri; Spariformes; Sparidae
Gene: tmod2
Product: tropomodulin 2
Exons: 10
Coding region: 221-1261 (346 amino acids)
Biological process (GO): muscle contraction; myofibril assembly; pointed-end actin filament capping
Cellular component (GO): striated muscle thin filament; myofibril
Molecular function (GO): tropomyosin binding
Source: RefSeq, a predicted model, not a curated record